Molecule: messenger RNA, 372 nt
Organism: Dentiscutata erythropus
Lineage: Eukaryota; Fungi; Glomeromycota; Glomeromycetes; Diversisporales; Gigasporaceae
Source: the annotation of a GenBank genome assembly
GCUAUGGGCGAUAUUGAUAUCGGUAGCACUGAGGCUAUAAGAAGGCUUAAUAAUAUUGGUAUCGGCAAUAUUAAGGGUUUGAGUGUUGGUGUUAGUAUUAACUGCAUUAAGGUUAUGAGCGGUAUUGAUAUUGGUAGCAUUAAGAAUAUGAGUAGCAGUGUUGAGGCUAUAGGCAAUGUUGAUAUUGGUAGCACUGAGGCUAUAAGAAGGCUGAAUGAUAUCGGUGUCGGCAAUAUUAAGGGUUUGAGUGUUGGUGUUAGUAUUAACUGCAUUAAGGUUAUAAGUGGUAUUGAUAUUGGUAGCAUUAAGGAUAUGAGUAGCAGUGUUGGAGUUGGCUACACUAAUGUUGGAGUCUUGGAUGAUAGCAGAUAA